Messenger RNA from Hibiscus syriacus, 762 nucleotides. Its product is annotated as ubiquitin carboxyl-terminal hydrolase 14-like. The coding region runs from base 1 to 762 and encodes 253 amino acids. The record is from RefSeq and is a predicted model, not a curated record. Lineage: Eukaryota; Viridiplantae; Streptophyta; Magnoliopsida; Malvales; Malvaceae. The transcript is spliced from 6 exons. Gene Ontology annotation, molecular function: zinc ion binding.
AUGGAAAAAACAAGUAUUGAUGGUGGAUUUGACAACAAUGAACCGGAAUAUGAAAAGACCCAUGAUAUAGUAAUUUUACAUAGCUAUUCAACUUUUCCUUUUCCUUUUCCUUUUCCUUUUCCUUAUGUGGAAUUGCCUGAGAAGGUAAGGUUGGCAGUUGAUGCCAUUUUAAUGGCUGAGGGUGCUGAACUGAAGGAGCAAGUUGCAGCCUGGACAGCCAAUAAGAAGCAAAUAAGUGCAUAUGCAAUUGAUUUGCGGCAAUUAAGUGCAUAUGCAAUUGUUGCAUAUGCAAUUGAUUUGCGGCAAAUUGGCGAUGUUGUUGUUCCCCCAUCUGGAUGGAAAUGUGCUAAGUGUGAUAAAAGAGAUAAUCUAUGGCUAAAUCGUACUGAUGGAAUGAUCCUUUGUGGGAGGAGAAAUUGGGAUGGAACUGGUGGUAACAACCACGCUGUUGAGCACUACAAGGAGACUGGCUAUCCUAUAGCCGUAAAGCUUGGGACAAUUACUUUUGAUCUUGAAGCUGCAGAUGUUUUCUCUUACCCAGAGGAUGAUAGUGUUAUAGACCCACUUCUAGCACAACAUUUGGCAUAUUUUGGUAUCGAUUUCUCAUCAUUGCAAAAGACUGAAAUGACCAGAAUACCAACUUUGAUUGGGAUAGAAUUCAAGAAAGUGGGCAGGAUGGUGAACCAAUUUUUAGACCAGGUUAUACAGCUGCUACAUGGCAGCAACCAUGCAAGUGAUGUUUUCAACGCAGUCAUUUUGUAG